Molecule: messenger RNA, 2403 nt
Organism: Antechinus flavipes (yellow-footed antechinus)
Lineage: Eukaryota; Metazoa; Chordata; Mammalia; Dasyuromorphia; Dasyuridae
Product: collagen alpha-2(I) chain-like
Exons: 6
Coding region: 1-2403 (800 amino acids)
Source: RefSeq, a predicted model, not a curated record
AUGGGCAGGACCCUCCCUGGGAUUGCACAUGGUGCGGCCGGGACCUCUCCCCAUCACCUGCGCUCUCUGCCCGCCUCCCCCGGGGCCGGAGCCGCCCGAAUCCAGCUCCCCAACAUUUACCCCGCGCCCCCCGCGCUAACGCCCCGGGCCCGCCGGCAGCCGCGGGGAGCCCGGCUAUUCCGGGGCGGGAGGACCGGCCAGAGGGCUGCGGACGCCGGGAUUCGAGGCGGGCGCGGUUCCCGAGCAGGCGAGGGGGAGGAACCCAGCGAUCGGGGCACAGGUUUGCGCUCAGAGCCCAUGAACCCCCAGCUCUCUCUGGGACCAACCACUGUCUUCCUGCGCCUCCAUCUUGCGCUGAUGGAGCUGGGAUUUUGCGGCCUCUGGGAGAUCUUCACCCCCGUUAAAUCUCUUCUCCUGGCCCUUCCCGCCAGGGCUCAAGCCCAGCAAUCCGAGGCCGUGGGCGUGGGGGCUGCCAACACCUACAGCUUCCUAGAAAGCAGCUCUCCCUGGCAGCCGCUGGCCCCGCCCCACCCCCUCCUGCUCAGAGCCAGCCUCGGCCCAGUUCCAGACCAUGGGAGACACUGCAGACCAUCCAUCCUGCAGCCCCGGCCCAUGCAGCCGUCCGGCCGAGCACAGGCAGUCUCGGGCCCCCCAGCACAGAGCCAGCUCUUCUCCCGCUCUCCAGGGGCGCUGGGUCUGAAUGAGCCCAGAGCGCAGCUGCUGUGGUUUGGGAGGCCCCGGGGCCAGAGUCAUUGGGAUCCCUCCUCAGAGCGGGUUUCAGGAGCUACAAAGGAGCCUGGGGAAGGUCCCAGCUCCUCCCCAAAGCUCAGCAGGGCUGGCUCUCCCUACACCAAAGGGGGAGGACUCUUGGUGCUCCAUGGUUCUUUCCGGGCCCUUCUGGGGAUGAAGCAGAUUGGGACUUUGGAAGGACACGGAGGGUGCGGAAGGGCAUCCGGUUGCACCGACUCCCUGAAGGGCACGUUCCAGCAGACUACAGGGGAGCGGCGAAAACAGGAAGUGGCCGGCAGCUCCCGCUCUCGGCCCGGGCUCCGUCCCAGCGCCGGCCGGGCUCCCCGACGCGAGGAUUGCACAAGCCCCGCUGCCCGCCCCCGAGGGGCUCCGCUUGGGAAACCCGGGCUGGCAAAGUCCGGGACCCAGGGCUUGGGGUGUGUCCGGAGGCCCGGCCCGGGAGGAGCCCUGCCCCUUUCCACCCCACCCCCAGGGCCGGGGGCGGGGGGAGCGCUGCCCGAGGCUCAGCCACAGGCUCCCCCUCUCCCCCACCCAGGGGCGCCCGACAGGGGCAGAGGAGGACCCGGAGGCUCGCGCUGCCAGCCGGCCCGGGCACCCGUGCCAAGCUAUCGGCCCUCUGCCCGGCCCGGCGCCCGCAUCCUUCAGCCCGGCCCGGCCCCUAAUGGCAGCAUUCAGCCCAACCCUUUCAUCUCACACUUGGGGAAACUGACAGCCAGAGAGGGCGACUCGAUCAAAGGCAGCUCACGGCCAGGACCAGAAGCCAGGCGUCCCGACGCCCGCUUCGGCGUCCGUGCCAAUGAAUCAACCAACGAGCGGCAGCUACCGAGCCCCCAUACAAAGGAAGGCCCCCGGAGCCCUCCCCGAACCGGGCGGCUCCCCCGAGCCCCCCACCCGGGCGCGGGGGCAGCCCUGUCACGGGGCUGGGGCCUUUCGGCCGCGGCUCCGGGGGCCGCCCUCAGCUCGGGAUGCUCGGGGGAGCGGGAGGGGCUGCGGCCCCUGCUCUCGUUCCGGAAGGAGCUGGGGCAUCUGCGGGAGCCCGCGGAGGGGGAGAGGGGCGGGCAAGGGGGCUGGAGGCAGUUGCCCGGGCUGGGCCGGGCACGGCGGGGGGACGCCGCCCGCGCCGGGCGUGGGGAAGGGGGAGAGGCGAAGAGAGGGAGCGGGGCAAGUUCCUCGGAGCCGGGCCGGGCCGAGAGAAGGCUGGAGGCCAGGAGGCUUGGAGCCCCCCCGACGGCGCUGCGCGCUGAGCCCCCCGAUCCCGGCCCCGAGCCCCUGCCGCGAGCACUCACCGGGAGCCGGAGCCUGAGUCGCCACCGCUGCCGCCGCUCCCCACGCCUGCCGCCCGCUGCUGCGCUGCUCGGGCUGCUAGCGAGCGGCACCUCCCCGGAGCUCCGCCUCCGCCUCCGCCCCGCCCCCCGCCCCCAGCCUAGAGCCGCCCAGCGGGCAGACCCGAGCCGGCUGGGCCUGAGCCCGAGGCUGAGGGGGGGCUUCCCUUCUCACCCCGGGGGGAGACUGAGAGCCGGCCUGGGGAGAGGAACCCCCGAGGCUGAGGGGGGGCUUCCCUUCUCACCCCGGGGGGAGACUGAGAGCCGGCCUGGGGAGAGGAACCCCCGAGGCCGAGGGGGGGCUUCCCUUCUCACCCCGGGGGGAGACUGA